Messenger RNA from Misgurnus anguillicaudatus (oriental weatherfish), 3097 nucleotides. RefSeq names its product tripartite motif containing 25 (gene trim25). NCBI's taxonomy places the organism in Eukaryota, Metazoa, Chordata, Actinopteri, Cypriniformes, Cobitidae. The record is from RefSeq and is a predicted model, not a curated record. Gene Ontology annotation, molecular function: zinc ion binding; protein binding.
GAGGCGCAGCAUUGUGUGUGCGUGCGCGUGCUGUCAGCGAUCGCUCGCUGCUCGCCCAAACCUCUCCCAAACAAUGGCCGAAAAAAUGUCUUUACUGAGUCUCGAGGACGAUUUGACAUGCAGCAUCUGUUUAUGUGUAUUCGACAACCCGGUGAGUUUAAUAUGUGGACACAGUUUCUGCGCCAACUGUCUCGAAGCGGCGUGGAGCGACAGAUCAUCAACGCUGUUUUGUCCUCACUGCCGUAUGCAGUUUAAUUCUAAACCCGAGCUCAGGAAGAACACCGUCCUCGGUGCUGUACUAGAGGCCUAUAAAGGAAACUCGGGUAUCUCUGAGUCUGAACCCAUGAAGACACCCGUUGAGGUGAUAAAGAACGAGCCAGAACCGAUAAAGUGUGACAGCUGCAUGGAAGCCCCAGCCGUCAAAACUUGUUUAACAUGUAUGGCUUCUUACUGUGAGGAUCAUGUCAGGCCUCACCGAGAGAACGCGAUAUUCCGCGCUCAUCAGCUCUCUGAUCCGCUUCCUGAUCUGCUGGAGCGUCUCUGUCCAGAGCACAGCAAACUGAUGGAGUUCUUCUGCUCCAAACACGGGACAUGUAUCUGUAGCAAUUGUCUGCAUUUUGGACAUAAGGGCUGCGAGUUCACCAGCACAGAUGACCAGCGCUUCAAGCAAAAGACUAACCUGAAUGGCAUGCUUAACACUCUUGAAGUCAAAAUAGAUAAGAAUCAGCAGGUCGUCACUCAGAUGAAGGAGCAACAAGAUAAGUUAAAGGGCUUGGCUGCAACCCGCAAACAUAUUCUUGAGACAGAAUACAGACAGAUCAGACAAAUGAUCGACAGAGAUGAGAAUGAGGCCAUGCAUGCCAUUGAUGAGGAACUGAUAAAAGGUCAAACCAAACUGGCUUCCUUGAUGAAGAAAUUUAAUGAGAACGUCGAGAAAAUGAGCAGUACAAAAUCUGAGAUCAACAGUCUGCUGGACCAGUCACAGUCACUUACAUUCCUAAAGGCCCGUGUGGAUUUGCCAUCAGUGGUUAAUUUUGAGCCCUAUAAUCCCCGCAUUAAUGUGGAUAGUAAAAAGGUAAUAUCUUAUCACUCAUCUGCAGUUGCACUAAAGGAAUGGAUAGCUAGAUUACUGGAGCAACCAGCAGAAAACCGAAUCCUUGUACUUAAACCAGACUUUGAGAGAACUGUUCUUUCCACAGCCCAAUUCUCAGAAAACCGUGAGAGUUCUACAACUUUGCCAAAUCCAAGAGAAAUGUUCUCUCAACCAAACACACAUGUGAGAUCACCUAGUCCAGGAGCUCCUCUCAGAGGCAGAGUUCAAGGAACUAAACAAAAAAAUCAGCCCAGUAUGUCUUUAAACAAGAGUCGUGGUACUAAAGAAAAGAAUGACAAGCAACGUAAAGACCAAAGUGCCAACAGAACUAGGAAUAAUACUAAGGGAAUAAAUCCUUCUCUUUCAAAAAGCAUGGAAAACAUAACAGACAUGGUGACAGCUAAAUUUAAGAUGUGUGAAAUUGUUACAGAUCAAUUUCCUGGGGGUUCAACAGCUGCGCAAAGUUGGGUUCAAAGAAAUGAACUUCUUAAAUAUGGCACUAUCCUCAGUUUUGAUGUCAGAACGGCUCACAAGCGGAUUGUGCUCUCUGAAAAUUUCACCAAAGCUUCUGUCACAGACGAGCCUACUCACUAUCCAGAUAUUCCUACUCGCUUCUCUGUUUGUUCCCAGGUGCUCUGCACCAAGGGCUUCUCUCAGGGCCGCCAUUACUGGGAAAUCAAAAUGAGCAGCAACAACUUCUGUGGAUUGGGGCUCGCGUACGGUAGAAUCGACCGGAAGGGUCCAUCCAGCCGCCUGGGCCGCAAUGUGGAAUCCUGGUGUGUGGAAUGGUUUAACGUGAAGCUUUCUGCAUGGCACAACAGCAUUGAGACAGUGUUGGCGAAUCCAAACCCCAGUCGUGUGGGCAUCCUACUGGAUUGUGAUGGGGGAAGUGCAACCUUCUAUAACGUGCAGGACCGGGCCUAUCCAUUUCACACUUUUGUGUUUCCUUUCUCUGAGCCUGUGUAUCCAGCUUUCUGGAUCUUUUCAAAUGGCUCGAAUGUCUCUUUGUGCAAGCUCAUUAACUAAAAGUACACUAGUCAACAUUUGAAGUGGAUCAAAAAAGUUCAUCGGAGUUGUCCUAAGACAAAAACGGGUAUUAGUCAAAACUUAAAUAAAAGUUUUUUAUCCACUUUAAAUGUUGACUAUAUAUACAAGUAAAUGAUAUUAAAUGAUUAUCAAUUUUGAUUUUUUAUUGUGUAAUGAACUGGUUGUUUUGUGAUGAUAAUAAUACGGCUUUCUUUUAAAGGCAUGUCAGCCGAGGUAACAUUCGUGUAAAUUAUCAUAUUGGCUUGGCAUAUAUUUAAUCAUGACCAAUUAAGUUGGUUUUAAUAAUUAAUCAGGGGACUGUAAAUUAUUGUACUUAUUAUCACCUUAAGAAAUAAAUUAUGGACAUUAAAUUUUCAUUUGAGUUAAAAUUAUUUGUGAGAACAAAGACAUAAAGCUAAUGUUGAAAACUGGUUGCUGGACAAUAGAUUUGUGGUCAGAACACAAAUAUAUGAAUCAAGUAUUUCAGAUUAAUGGUAUGUAUAUAAUUUUGUUAUAUAACAUUUGUGUUAUGUAACCUAACCUUAAUGUCAUUGUGUAUAUCUUGUUAUGAUCACAUAUUAUUUUAUUUUGUGGACUUGGUUUAGAGUGCAUGGCAUAAAAUAAAAGCCUACAGGUGUCAUAUGUGAAGCAUGUAUACAUUGCACUUUCACUUCAAUUUUGGCAAAAUUAAAAUGCAAUAUUAAAACAAAUUUGAUUUAUGAUUGUAAAGUAUUGACCGUGCCCAUUUCUAUGAGAAUAUGUUUCUAAAUAUUGAUUAUUUUUCCUUCUUGUAUUUGUAUCUUUGCGAUGCCAUGUAACAUUUGCGCUUUAUAGUCUUGAAAUGGUUUAAUCUUGUUGGUGUUUCAUGUUGUUUUAUGUUCAUAUCAGUCAGUAAAUGGACCAAUUCACUUGUAGAGUAAUUUUAUCAAUUCUGAUAAAAUUUCAAAUGUGUUGAAGAAUAAAGUGAUGCUAAAUCUC